Messenger RNA from Williopsis jadinii, 1000 nucleotides. RefSeq names its product Irc6p (gene IRC6). Gene Ontology annotation, biological process: vesicle-mediated transport. The coding region runs from base 25 to 756 and encodes 243 amino acids. The transcript has a single exon. NCBI's taxonomy places the organism in Eukaryota, Fungi, Ascomycota, Saccharomycetes, Phaffomycetales, Wickerhamomycetaceae. The record is from RefSeq and is a predicted model, not a curated record. Gene Ontology annotation, molecular function: protein-macromolecule adaptor activity.
GCCAGAAGCAAAACCGCAGAAAACAUGGCCGACAAAGAUCGUAUUCUAAUAAUCGGACCUACAGAUGUGGCGAAGCAUAGAUUACUACCAUUGAUUGAUGACUCUGUAGAUUGUGAAGAAGGGGCCAUCCAUAACCUACUGCUCAAGACGAAAUAUUACACAACGGAACUCGAUGCUUGGAUAGAUGACGUUGAAGAUUGGAAUGAAUGGACACAGAUUUUCCAGAGUGAUGAGGCCAAGGAGAUAAGGGACGUGAUACGAGGGGUCGUAAUAUGUUUCCCCUUUAGUUAUGGCGUUGAUAAGCUCAACAAAGUUAUUGACCUUGUUCAGAAAUUUGUCGAUACACUCAAGAUUGACGAGGAGGAAUUUCAAUGGCAAGGUCUGAUGUGCUGUGUUGGGUUUGGAGGGAUUGAUACGUUGGAGCAGUUUGAAGAAUUUGAGGAUAUAUGUUUAAGUAAAGGGUGGGAAUGCGUUGAUUUCGAGCCUAAAGACGAGUCAUUGAAAGCUGAAAAUCUUGGACCACAAAGGUUCAGACAGGUUGUUGAGACUAACUCGUGGACCAAUAUGGACAUGAUAACCCGCGAGGGUAAUCAUGAAAUGGAUUUGGAUCAUCUUGUCGCUGCGGUAAAAGACGCCAAGGAUCACAUAUCAUCUCUACCCACAGAUCAAAGACAUCAGCAUGCUAUAGAUUUUAUACAAUCACUCAACCUUGGUGGAUUCGAUGCGGAAGAACUUGAACAAGAGCCUCUUGUAUAGUUGGACUUUUGUUGGAAUGAACACCAAUAGGAUCAACUGGAUUGAAUGCUUAGCCCAUCCGUCAACAUAUUUCAGACCCAUAAACAGUAUUGCGAAUUCCAUCACAGAAUGUAAGGGGAAUUCCAGCACAUUCACAACUUGAAAAACUUGCACAAGCCAUUGAGGAACCCUUCCAAGGUUAGAUAACUUCUUAUAGUGAUAGAAAUACGCAACAACACCCGUAAAGGUGAUAUCUGCAAUGUAC